CAGCUUGUUUGAAGGUCCAAUGGGAUCAAUCGGAGUUUCAGCAACUCGGGAUUUCCUUUUGAGUUCGUCCCCUGGGCUCGGGGACGAGGCAGGUUGGGGGUGUCCUGCCAGGGCACUGAGCACAUCGCUUUGAGGAGCCGUGGCUGGUCCUGAAAGCCAAAGUGGGAAAGGCAGAAGGGCUUUGGUUUGAAAAGGAUCGCGGGACAUACUCUAGGCAUUUGCUCCCUCAGUUCUCGUUUCGCUCGGCCUCCCGCCCUGGGUGGACGCGAUUUGUCCAAGUCCCCGGCUGACUGUCUGUGAUUGGCGAAACACAAAUGGUCUGUAGGGAAGCGGUGGGAUCCUGUUGUUUGAAAUUGGACUAGAAGUUGGGUGUUACUCUUUGCUCAUGUGGCAGCAUAAAGUUAACCAUGUGGCCUUGCCUGUACCGGCAGUCUGUUUCUUUGAAAUACUUCAUUAGUCGGUUACACGAUGUAAAUUACAAAUUCUCAGUUUCUGCAACAAUGUGGUGGGACAGAAAUGCUACAGAAAUUGUUGGGAGCAAACACUAAGUAUGUACAUAAUACUGAAAACCAAUAACAAUCUACAUUUGUAAGUUAAGGAGGUUUGCAUUUACAAAUGAGAAGUUAGGAUUUGAUGAAACAUUCUGCGCUAAUCGUACAAAUUCCUGUGGAUGCUUAGAUAUCUGUCUCCAGCAGCACAAAGUCUUCAUUUAUAUUUGUUGAGUAGAGUAUACUGCUAUGAUAAGACUGGGGUGGAAGUUUGCCUGUGGACAGACACCUUGAUUAACGAGACCAGCAUCUCUCGAUAACAAUUCUUGCUAUUAGUUGUAUUUACUUUCUUUGUUUUUGAUUUAGCAAGUUGGCUCAAGUCAAGAAUUGUGUGUGAGAAGACAAAUCAGCGGAGUGGAGUUGACUCUCACUUUAUUUUCUGUCAGUUUCUUUUACCGAUGCUUCAAAGAGAAAUAUGUCAAAUGUUAACCUCAUGCAGCCCUUUUUCUGCAAACCAAACCAUUUCUGCUUAGGGGAAAGGACCUGUACUUAGAUUUCUGUUGCCCUUUUUUCUGGUGAACCUCCUUAAAUUGCAUGUAUAUGUUACUGUUCCUAUGUAUGUGUGUCUCUCUAUCACAUAACCCAGAACUUAUUUCCUCAGCCAAAUGGCUAGGGGCCGAGCCUAGCCAUGAUUUUACCUCCAAUGGACGCAAGUUUCUUUGGUGAAGAUCUCUCCUGAGAGCUCGGGACUAGCAGAAAGAAGCGAGGAAAUUUCGACCGUUUGGUUCUUACGGAUAGGUAUGAUGGGCGUGGUCACCUGCAUGACCUCUCUGAAUAUGAUGCUGAAUAUUCCACGUGGAACAGAGAUUACCAGUUAUCGGAAGAGGAGGCUAGAAUAGAGGCCCUCUGUGAUGAAGAGAGAGGAGGAAUAUAAGCGGCUGAGUGAAGCUUUAGCCGAAGAUGGCACUUACAAUGCAGUGGGAUUCAGUUAUGGCAGUGAUUAUUAUGAUCCUUCUGAACCCACAGAAGAGGAGGAGCAGCAGCAACGACCUUCCAAACAAAGAGAAACUACUCAGACAGAACACGUGGAAGAAAAUGAAGAACCUUUCAUUGCUCCGUUGGGACUGAAUGUACCUUCUGAUGUGGAACUGCCACCGACAGCAAAAAUGCAUGCAAUCAUUGAACGAACUGCAAACUUCGUUUGCAAGCAGGGAGCGCAGUUUGAGAUUAUGCUGAAAGCCAAGCAGGCGCGCAAUUCUCAGUUUGACUUUUUGCGAUUUGAUCACUACCUCAACCCCUAUUACAAAUUCAUACAGAAAGCAAUGAAAGAGGGGCGAUAUGCUGCUGCUUCUGAUAAGAAAGCGGAUGAGAAGAAAAAUUCAAAAGCUAAGUCUGAAGAAGAGGAUGACGAUGACGACGACGAUGAUGAUGAUGGAAAUUAUCUGCAUCCGAGUCUUUUUGCCUCUAAAAAAUGCAGUAGACUUGAAGAGCUUAUGAAGCCUUUGAAGGUAGUGGACCCUGAUCAUCCACUGGCAGCACUUGUUCGCAAAGCACAGUCUGACAAUAAUUCAUCCACACCCCAGUCAACAGAUGGGGCAGCAAUACAGACAUCACAAGUGGAAUAUCCUACAGAUUCGACAGUGGCCGCCAUGUAUUACAGCUACUACAUGCUACCUGAUGGAACCUAUUGCCUUGCACCUCCACCUCCAGGAAUAGAUGUUGCCACCUACUACAGUGCACUGCCUGCAGGGGUGACUGUAUCAAGCACUACAGGGGUGGCAACUAUACCUCCACCUCCUGGUACUACACCUCCACCUCCCCCAGACACAACUGAAGUUGAUAGUGGAUUGACUUCUAGCACAACCUCCGCAAGCACAAUUGCUCCAGUGGUUGCCAUUAUUCCCCCACCCCCAGAUAUUCAACCAGUUAUUGACAAGCUAGCUGAAUAUGUUGCUAGGAAUGGAAUAAAAUUUGAAACCAGUGUUCGUGCCAAGAACGAUCUCAGAUUUGAGUUCCUGCAGCCUUGGCACCAGUACAAUGCCUACUAUGAAUUUAAGAAACAGUUUUUCCUUCAAAAAGAGAGCAGUGAGAGCUCUCAGGGAGUGGCUCCAUCAGAAGAUGUUCCAGCAGAUUCUGCUGGUGAUGCGCCAAGUGAACCUCAGCUUCCAGAGGAUCACACCGCUGAAGAUUCAUCUGAGCUUGGUGCUACUGGAGCUUCAGCAAUUAAAAAAGACAUACCUGCCACUAAAAUUAUCAGUGAUGGCAAAUUGGUGAAAGCAUCAUUUGCUCCAAUAAGCUUUGCAAUCAAGGCCAAAGAAAAUGACCUCCUUCCCUUGGAGAAGAACCGCGUGAAAUUAGAUGACGACAGUGAUGAGGAGGAGGAAGAGGGCAAGGAAGGCCAAGAGAAUGCGAAUACUGUUUCAAGCAAUAACCCAACACUGGCCACUCCUUGCCCUACUGUUGAAGAGAAAAAACCUCAACUUACCCCAGAAGAGCUGGAAGCAAAACAAGCAAAGCAAAAACUAGAGGACAGACUGGCAGCUGCGGCGAGGGAGAAGCUUGCCCAGGCCUCCAAGGAAUCAAAAGAGAAGCAGCUUCAGGCAGAACGCAAAAGGAAGGCGGCGCUGUUCUUGCAGACCCUGAAGAACCCCCUGGCAGAAGCAGAAGCGGAGAAAAUUGAGGAGAAUUCGUAUAGUGUAGAGCCCUCCCUCCUGUUGGCUGAUAAGGGUGUCAGUAACAUACCAUGUCCCUUAACGGCCGUCAGAACUUUGCCCACUUUAGAAGUUAAACAGUCGGAAAGGCCUUCAAGCAGAAGCAAAGAUCCUCCUAGAGAUGAUGAAAAGGAAAAGAAGAAAAAGAAACACAAGAAAAGAUCUCGGACAAGAUCCCGAUCACCUUCCAAGUAUCAUUCGUCAUCUAAAUCUAGAUCAGGAUCACAUUCAAAAGCAAAGCAUUCACUUCCCACUGCCUAUAGAACUGUGAGGCACUCAAGACUCACAGCAUCCACAGGGACACUGAGCAUGGAACCGAGUCUGAGCAGCUCAUCAAUGGCAGCAGCAACAGAGCGAGAAAAUUAUCAGGCAGCUUCGACAACGAAAAGAUUUGACUGCUGGAGCUCUUUUGAGGGAAAUCCUGGUAAAAUGUCAAGGUCACGGUCAAGGUCACCCAGGAGACGGGCCCACUCCCCAGAACGGCGAAGAGAGGAAAGGAGUGUCCCAACUGCUUAUCGCAUUAGUAACAGUCCUGGAAACAGUAGGAAACGCACACGGUCCAGAAGUCCCCAUGAAAAGAAGAAGAAGAGGCGGUCUAGAUCACGUACUAAGUCCAAAGCUAGAUCUCACUCGCCGUCCAUGUCACCAAGCAAACAGUCGACACACAAAAACUCCAUACAUUCAACUAGCAUCUCUCCUGUGGAGAGUAGGGAAUCCAGCCAGGAACGCUCCAGGGGAGUUUCUCAGGAAAAAGAUGGCCAGAUCUCUUCUGCAAUCGUGUCUUCAGUGCAAAGUAAAAUAACUCAGGAUCUCAUGGCCAAAGUGAGAGCGAUGCUUGCAGCUUCCAAAAACAUCCCGACCAGUGCCUCCUGAGACCUGGUGAUUUGACCAUCAAGAGAUUGAUGUGGAAA
Molecule: messenger RNA, 4110 nt
Organism: Gavialis gangeticus (Gharial)
Lineage: Eukaryota; Metazoa; Chordata; Crocodylia; Gavialidae
Gene: SFSWAP
Product: splicing factor SWAP homolog
Exons: 20
Coding region: 1400-4072 (890 amino acids)
Biological process (GO): mRNA 5'-splice site recognition; RNA processing
Molecular function (GO): RNA binding
Source: RefSeq, a predicted model, not a curated record